Messenger RNA from Cylindrotheca closterium, 2031 nucleotides. NCBI's taxonomy places the organism in Eukaryota, Bacillariophyta, Bacillariophyceae, Bacillariales, Bacillariaceae. The record is from the annotation of a GenBank genome assembly.
AUGCACAUCUUGCACAUAGUUCUCCUCGUCCUACUGUUGACACCAACAUCUGAAGCCCUGAGGUUUGCAGCAGUUGGUGGAAGUUCAGAUUUCUUUUUACCAGUUGAGCAGGGUUGGAAAGAUGCUUGCCAAAGGCUUGGUGUGGAUUGCACCUACAUCUCACCUGAUUUCAACAAUCUUGGCAUCGGAACAACCUCUGCGGAUGUUUGUGAAUCAAUUAUUUUGCAGCUAAGAAAAGAGGGUUUGGAUGGACUCGCUUUGGGAAACGCGGGCUGUGAUGGAAACAGAAUGGCCCCGAUCGUCACAGAACUGGAAAAUAAAGGCAUCCCAGUCGUCUUGUUCGAUCGGGAUUUUGUGCCUGCCAAUAGAACUGCCUACGUUGGAACUGAUAACGAGAUGAUGGGAAGAACAAUGGCUCGUCUUCUCAAGCAACUAAGACCGGAGGGCGGAACUUACGUUGUAGUAGCCAGUAUCGCAGAUAGAACCAAAGGAUUUGUUGAGGAAAUUACAAGAGACAAUGGCCGCGAUGAUCGCGCACACUGGAAUGAGAUAGAAGAUCUGACCAUCACCAAUGAUCUAGUUGGAUCAGCGCGAUAUGUGGACCUCAUGGACCAGUACGCCGAGAAACACAGUCCUUCGGCAUUCAUUAUCAUGAGGCAAACCCCAAUGCGAUUUGUUAACUGGACCCAGCACGUCGACAUUCAUCGCCAUCGUGACAUCACAUACAUUGGAACAGAUGGAUCAGACUAUCAACUAAGCUACCUUCACCAAAAAUAUGUUGAUGGAUUAAUCGGUCAGUUGCCAUAUGAGUUCGGAGCCAGUUCGUUGCAAGUUUUGUAUGAUGUUGUGGUGGAAAAGAAGGAAGUUGACAGUAUUGUUGCGACCAAUCUUGUCACCUACAACCUGAUCCCAUUGGAACUGCCUGAUUUGGAUGUGAAUCAGAACUUGUUGAACGACUUGAAGUACAUUGGAUGGAUCUGUUUCGGGCUUAUUGCACUGUCCGUCAUCGCUUGCAUCACAUGGACAUAUGUGAACCGAGAAAGUAUUGUUGUCCGGGCUUCCCAACCUAUAUUUUUAAUUAUGACAGCUGUUGGGGUGUUGAUCAUGGGGAGUACGCUUAUUCCUCUUUCAUUUGACGAUGAGGGUAAUUCCUAUGCGAUAAGUGAAUUUAAGCGCAUUGGGAUUUGCAUGAGUAUUCCGUGGUUGGCAUUUACGGGGUUUACGGUCACUUUUUCUGCCUUGUUCAGCAAAACUUGGAGAAUCAAUACACUGGUCACUAUGUCGACACAUUUUGUUCGAGCCAAUGUGGAGAACAGGGAUGUACUUGGUCCAUUUCUUGCAUUGAUGACAUGCAACUGGAUCGUGUUGUUGACUUGGACCUUUAUUGAUCCACUGAAGUACAAUCGGGAAUACCUCCCGGGAACAGAUAUUUGGAAUCGCGAAUUCGCUUCUGCUGGAUCCUGUCAAUCCGAAAACAGUGUCGCAUAUUUGGUUCUUUUGGGCUUGUUGAAUCUUUUUGUCCUGGCAAUCGCUUGUUUCCAAGCGUUCAAGGCAAGAAAUAUUCAGACUGAAUUCUCCGAAGCAACCUACAUUGGUCUGGCGAUGUUCACUCUUGUUCAAGCAUACUUGAGUGGAGUCCCGAUCGUGGUCGUCGUGAGAGAGAUACCUGUUGCCUUCUACUUGGUGUCGACCUUUUUGAUCUUCCUGUUGUGUAUGGCCAUCAUCCUCUUCAUUUUCUUGCCCAAGGUAUCCUUGCAGAAAAAGUACAAGAAGAUGCCACCACAGGAGCAACAAGCCCAGAUGGCGAAAAAGCUCAAGAAGAGUAUGAAUCUGAGUAGUUCAGGUAUAACUGGAUCUAGUUUACAUGGGGGAGAUCACUUCGUGGGAGAUACGCCAUCAGGUAGCAAUGGGAGUAGUACUAUUGGGCCCCAACAGAAAGCAAUUCUGGAGGACAGCGAAUUAUUCAAAGCAAAACAACAAGUCGAAAUGAGCGAAUCGAGUAUAAACCAGGAAGAGGUUCGGUCAAUCUGA